AUGGAAUUUGAAAGAAUCACUGUGACAAAAAGGGGAAUUGAGGUGUAAUAAUAACUAAAACAAAUACUUGGAGUAAAGGAAAGUAAACAAUUUGGAACAAUAAGAAAGAAGGGUAGAGUAAAAAUAGUAUGAAAAUUUGAUAGAAUAUAGUGAGAAUCUUUUGAGAAAAUAAAAAGAGCAAGAAAUCCAUACAUCUAGUUUUUUAGAGCCUAUAUUAGAUAAAUAGGAAUAGAUGAAUGUGUUUCUUACAAAUAGAUUCACUAAUAGAUAGAAAUUUAUAAAAAAAGAGAUGGAGAAGUUUAGUUAGAAAAAGACAAAGUUUGGUGGUAGUUUCUAGAGUGAAUCUCAUCGUUCGUUUAAGUGUUUAGAUUUCAGAUAAAUGCAAUAUCUGAAAAGUAAAUAUACUGAGGGGUUCUUCUUAACGAAAUAAAACCAAUAGUUUAAAAUGCGUAAUAAUUUUGUAUUUGGUAAGUCUCGAAACCUUAGGGGUAGGAGAUGCAUUAAAGAGAAGAUAAAUAGUUAGAAUUUAAAUAGGCGAAAUUUGAAAGAAUGUUAAGGAAACAUGAAUAAUUUAAUUUACAGACAUAAAGUAUUCCAACUUAUGAAAAAGGAAUUAAAAGAGAACCAAAUUUUAUGAGUGAGUUAGUGAAAUAGAUGGAAAAAAGAGAAAUAUCUUCUAGAGUAGAAAGUAUUAAGGAAAUAAACUAAAAAUUUGGAAAUAGUGUGGAUUUACUAGAAUAUAAUUGUUUUAGUAAAGAAAGAUUUUAAGAAACUAUAAGUAAUGUGCAUUUUAAUAAAUAUGAGAAAUUAUGGAAGACACUUAGAGUUGGAAAGUGA
This is a messenger RNA of Paramecium primaurelia, 837 nucleotides long. The record is from the annotation of a GenBank genome assembly. Lineage: Eukaryota; Ciliophora; Oligohymenophorea; Peniculida; Parameciidae.